AUGAGCUUGCUUGGGGAGCCUCCGCCACAAUCCGAGCGCCAGGAACUGGCUCCAUGCGUCCGUUAUGUCCCGGUGCCAAAAACGACUCGGGUGGAGGUGCAAGAUCGUCGUGUUGGCCGGCAAGCAGAGGAGACGCGCCGCUGCAACUUACGAGUUGGCGCUGUGCCUAACGCUGCCGGAUCUGCUUACGUCGAACAGGGCAACACGAAGAUCAUUGCUUCCGUAUACGGCCCCCGCCAAGCAGAACGGGACCGACAGCAGGCCAGAGCCGAAGGUCUUCUCGCUGUGGAGGUCGUCUUCGCACCCUUCUGUACAAAGGAGUUCAACCGCGAGGAGAACGAGAAAAGAGAGAUCCUUUACAAGUCCCUGCUUCAGGGGGCUCUGGAGUCGGUGAUUCUGUUGGAGAGGUAUGCAAAGACAGCCUUCGACAUCACACUCCUCGUCUUGGAGGACGACGGUGCCGUCCUCACCUCGUGCCUUGCAGCGGCUGCGAUGGCCCUGGCAGAUGCACGAGUGGAAAUGAGGGAUCUGGUGGCAGGUGCCACGGUCCAUUUGCUUCCCGAGUCAGGCAGACUCUUGCUCGACUGCGAUCGUGAAGAGGAGCGUUCCUUGCCAGAAGGGAGCUCUGUGCUCCACUUGGGGCUUUGUCCAAGACGAGGCCAUCUUUGCUUGCUGCACAGUGUCGGGCCACUGCCCCCUGGGCCUUUCGAGCAAAUGGCACCCGCGCUCAGCUUUACAUGGCCCGUUGUUUGCCCAUGUGCGAAGUGCCGUUUGCGCACACGUGCAGGUCUGGCCGAAGGGAAACCGAAUGGAGUCUUCGAUGUCUUGCUUGCGAGGCCUCUCUUCCCAAGCGGCCCAUGCAUUCGCAUCACCUGCGAGGAGUCCGGUGCAGGCAAGUCUUCACAUGGCGCCUCCCAGACAGCUCUCAUUCUGCAAGGGCCUGCCGUGCUUCCAGCAGACCAGUGCCCGCACCGCGAGCCAGCUGGCCGCUGUAGGAAAGCAUCGUUGCUGCUAUUGCUUCUUUCGAUUGAUGUUUGGCUGCGCACCAGUCAAUAG
Symbiodinium sp. CCMP2456 is the source of this 1056-nucleotide messenger RNA. The record is from the annotation of a GenBank genome assembly. NCBI's taxonomy places the organism in Eukaryota, Dinophyceae, Suessiales, Symbiodiniaceae.